Molecule: messenger RNA, 1348 nt
Organism: Lacerta agilis (Sand lizard)
Lineage: Eukaryota; Metazoa; Chordata; Lepidosauria; Squamata; Lacertidae
Product: glucagon receptor-like
Exons: 13
Coding region: 1-1299 (432 amino acids)
Biological process (GO): cell surface receptor signaling pathway; adenylate cyclase-modulating G protein-coupled receptor signaling pathway
Cellular component (GO): plasma membrane
Molecular function (GO): glucagon receptor activity; peptide hormone binding
Source: RefSeq, a predicted model, not a curated record
AUGAGGAAUGCAUCUUCCCCUUGGUCUGUGACUAAAUGGAUUUGCCUCCCUUGGAUGAGCCUGAUCUUUCUGGAGGGCUGCAGCCCAAAAGUUCUGGAGAAGACAUUUGAACAAUGGAUGAGGUAUAAAGAUGAGUGCUUGAAGAAGAUAGCAAGUGAUCCUUACCCUUCAGGGCUAUUUUGCAAUCGGACGUUUGACAUGUAUGCAUGCUGGCCAGAUGGGAGCCCCGGGACCAUUGUCAAUGUCUCCUGCCCUUUUUAUUUGCCCUGGUAUGAGAAAGUUAAACAUGGUACGGUGAGCCGCAAGUGUGGGCCUGAUGGCCACUGGGUGAUGCUGAAUGGGACAGAGCUCUGGAGGGACCAUUCCCAGUGCAAGGAAGAGAUGGAAGGCAAAACUGGAGAGGAAUCAUCCUACCGCCUGAUGGUCAGCUUCAAGGUCCUCUACACUGUGGGCUACUCCCUCUCUCUGCUGGCCCUGGUCUUGGCUCUGCUCAUCCUGACGGUCUUCAGGAAGCUUCGCUGCACCCGGAACUACAUCCAUGCAAACCUCUUCGCCUCCUUCGGGCUACGGGCCAUCUCUGUGAUCGUGAAGGAUGCAUUGCUGGAGCAGAUGUGGAGAAGGGAGACCUUCCAGGUGUCCGACUGGGAGGCCUUGCUGAGCCACGAGGCUGCAAUUGGUUGUCGAGUGGCUCAAGUCGUGAUGCAGUACUGUAUUCUGGCCAAUCACUAUUGGUUUCUUGCGGAGGCGGUCUACCUGUACAAGCUUCUGAUUGGAGCUGUGUUUUCAGAGAAGAAUUACUACACCCUGUACCUGUACUUGGGCUGGGGAACCCCCGUGGCUUUUGUGGUGCCGUGGAUGGCUGCCAAGUACCUGAAGGAGAAUGCAGAGUGCUGGGCAUUGAACGAGAACAUGAGUUACUGGUGGAUUAUUCGCAUCCCUAUUUUGCUAGCAUCUGUGAUCAACCUGCUGAUCUUCAUGCAGAUCCUCAAAGUGAUCCUGGCCAAGCUGCGAGCCAAUCAGAAGGGCUAUGCAGACUACAAACUGCGGUUGGCCAAAGCCACCCUCACCCUUGUCCCUCUCUUUGGGAUCCAUGAAGUGGUCUUCAUUUUUGUCACAGACGAGCAAACUACAGGAGUGCUGCGCUACAUCAAAGUCUUCUUCACUCUCUUCCUCAACUCCUUUCAGGGAUUCCUGGUUGCUGUCUUGUAUUGCUUUGCAAAUAAGGAGGUGAAAUCCGAAAUGAAGAAGAAGUGGCAGCUUUGGAAACUGGACCACCCUGCCCUCUGCUGCACCCAGUAAGAGAGGAAAUCGGGGACACCAAGACGGCACAGGCAAAAGCUGCCUAAGA